CGUACUGGCACGUUUUAUAAAACAUUAGAUUGUCAAUGUCUUAACUAAGUGACAACACCCCUAGCUCUUUAAUUGUCAUAACAAUUUUGGCAGUUUAAAUCCGAUAUGGACGUUUGACCUUACAAAACUAAAUUUCGUGUUAUUUUUUCUUGUGUUGUGUUCGUGUUAAAAUUUUCAGUAGAAGUGUACUUAUUGGUGUCAUGUCUUCUACUCUGAUCUUUGUGGGGUACCCGGAGGAUGCGAAAAGUGUGAUUACAAAAGUGCCGAACGCGCCGAAGAGCUGCAUCGCGGAGAUCUUCAGCGCGGACGCCACGGACAGCAGCCCCGUGAGGAACGGCAACGUGCGCCCGCGCGCCGUGCGCGACACGCCCACCCGCCCGCGCGACACGCACUCCAGGCUCUUCGGACAGACGGCCUCAGCCCACGUGACCCCCAUGGUGACCGACACCAUCCGCAGCAACAUCAAGUUCGGCGAGCUGGCCGUGAACGGCGGCAGCCCCGCGCACUCGCCCAAGACCAACGGCAGCGCGUCCUCCACGCCCAGCCGAGGUGAGACGGACGCCGGAGACCACUCAUCGUUCACGCCGCCCAAGAGGAAUCCAGUGACCGGAGACGGGGUGCAGCUGCUGCCCACGCGCCGCCGGCACCCGGCCGCCGCCCAGCGAGAAGGCAACCCGAUCACCGGUGACGGGUACAAGUCGCUGAACGGGCAGAUCAACACCGUGACGUGCCUGCAGGGCUCCAGCAUCAUCAACCACAACCGCGUGCCGCCUGGCGGCUUCUCCUCCGGUCUCUGGUAGACCGCCCCCGCACUCUAAUUCCACAUAUUUUACGGUCUACCCCCUUGUCGGACAAAGACAAACAUUUUGUAAAAUAUAUAAGGUUAUUUCAUAUUCUUCAAAACUUCCUUUUAAACUCCGACAAAGAAACAUUGUGCGGUAUCCACAAAAACAGUAACGUGUAGUCUUGUUCGGGAUUCUUGAAGAAUAAGGAAUAAUCUUUAUACAAUACUGCAGUUUUCAUGCAUUUAUACUCAUAAUUCCAUUAAUCAACUAAAUUUCAAUGAUUAUCUGGAUAUCACCUUAAUUACCAAAUUAUAAUUAUGAAUCACAACGUCCAUUUAAAACAGAAAGGGUAUAUGUUGUUAAAUAAAUCCUUAGCCUAUCCCAUAAAUGUUUACUUUUCGAAUAAUUAAGCAUAGAUGAUUAUAGAUAUUUUUGUAAUAGUAACGUUAUUUCGAUAGAUAAAAAUGCUAUAGAUUCGUAGUGUGGUACCUUUGACCUAAUAAUAACCAUGAAAUACUUAUGUCAAUAACAAUGUUUAGUUCAUUUUUGCGUUGGAAUUGAUAAUAAAAUACAUAUUUAUUGUAAUUUCAAAGGUCGAUGCAGACUUAAGAAGUUGGAAAUUAUACUCUUGACAUUUGAAUAAUAAUUUUAACACAUUGAUAUUAUGAACUAGGAGUGAGGAUACGUAUCAGCAAUAUACCAAAACGAAUAGUGCCUUGAUUGGAAAUGUGGUGAAAUUCUAUAAGAAUCUGUGUGAGAUUGAGUAGGCAUUAACGUAAAGACAGUGAUUAUAUUAUCUAUACUUCACGGUAUAGAAAUAGUAAUCAUACGGCACUCGGGCUAAAUGAUACAAAUUAUAUUAUAUCUUAACUUAAACUUUAAUAUUUGACACUAAUUAAGAGUCCUUCAUCUCUUUUGUUAAAUUUUAUUAUCGUAUUACCUAAUUUAAUAAAUAGAGGGUUUAUAGAUUGCAUUUAUUUUGUCUUUACAUGAGUUUAUUUUUUUUAGUUUAUUUUCUACGCGUUUAGAAAUAAAAUGUAAGAAGAUGUUGAAUUUUGGUCGAUUAUCUGUUAACAAAAUUGGUGAUUUUAAGGACCAUAGUUUUGUAGAUGAAUAAGUAGUGGUGAUGUUUUCUAUAAGCCGUAACCACUUAGUAUAGGCAUAUCAACUUUGUAAAAAACGUUUUAAUAUCUAUCUAACCUGAACGCAUAAUCACAGGCCUAAUUAUAACAAAACUGUUAAUAGAUAAUAACCAUUAUUUGAAAAUAAAGUUUUUUUAUUGAU
Molecule: messenger RNA, 2069 nt
Organism: Leguminivora glycinivorella
Lineage: Eukaryota; Metazoa; Arthropoda; Insecta; Lepidoptera; Tortricidae
Gene: Jupiter
Product: microtubule-associated protein Jupiter
Exons: 5
Coding region: 201-800 (199 amino acids)
Source: RefSeq, a predicted model, not a curated record